AUGCUCUGUUCUCUGCCGUCCCCCGUCUCCCCCGUCUCGCCCGUCGCCGUCUCUUCAAACCCCAGCCUGCCCCCUCGCAUUCUCUCCGCUUCUUCCCGCUUCACCGUUCUUCCCCCUUCCGCCUCACCCGCUCCACCGUUUCUUCCCCGUGCGCGCAUUCCCUCGCGCCCCUCGCCUCCCGUGACCGCCGCCGUGCCGCCAUGCGGCAGAGAGCGCUGGACGCGCGCGCGGGGGGGAUUGGCGGCGAGGAGGAGGGCCACAGUGGCCGCGGCGCACGUAGCAGGCGGGGGAAGUGGAGGAGGCGAUGACGGGGAAGGCACGGCGGUAGCGGGCAGCGCGUACCUUUGCGUGUUCCCCCUCAGCGGAGUGUGUCUGCCAACUCAUUCCGGGGCACUCAACGUGUUCGAGCCGCGCAUGCUGCAGCUGAUGGACGUGAUCACGUACGUGGCGGCGUCCCCCUCCUCUCCCCCCUCUGUGCUGCCGCGCUUCGCCCUGCUGCCCUCCUCCUGGACCACCGCGCUCGCCGCCGCUGCUGCCAUGCAGCAGGGGGGCAGCGGUGCAUGGCAGGGGGGAGGAGGGUUGGCUGGCGGGGGUGCUUUCACGUGGGAAGGGGAGCUGCGUGGGGAAGGGGAGGACGGUGGGGGGUCGACGUGGUUUGGAGGUGGGGGGCGAGGGAGCAGAGAUGGGGUUGCAGAGGAGGGGGUGGGGCAAGGCAGUGGGGAGUGGAGGAGUGUGGAGGAGGUGUUGAGAGAUGCGCCUGUGGGAUGUUCCUGUGUGGUGCACUCGUCGCACACUGCGCCAGACGACUCUCGCCUGGUGACAUACGAGGCGACUCACCGCAUUGUCCCGCGGGCCAUGCGCCGUGUGCACCCCUUCCUCGUGCUGCUCUGCCACCCGCUGCACGACCACCCGCCGCUGCCCGUCAAUUCACCAGCCCCAGCAGCACAGCUGUACGCCGGGCAGGUGGACGCGGCAGAGAGGCACGUGUGGGAGCAACUCAAAGAGGUCGCCUGGCUCUCUGCUGUCCUCGCCCGCACCGGCACUGCCUCUCGCACCUCCUCUUCCUCUGGAAACCAGCAUGAGCAGCAGCAGGGGGCAGGGGGGCCACGGGAUGGUGCCCCACCGCCCUCUGCUGCGGCGUCGCUGCUGCCCGCGGCUGUGCUGCGCUUUGGCCCCGAUGCCAUGUCCGGCACGUCUCGCCGCGCUAACACCACCGCCCAGGCGGGUCAGUGCGGGUGGGCAGGCACGUGUGGACAGACACCCUGCUGCCCCCAUUCCAUCGGACUCCUGGCAUGGAUGAAAGGAAUGGGGGUACUUGCUUCCAUCUCAACGUGGCGGAGCAUGAAGGGUCCCCUGGCCUUGGAGCGGUCUGGUGGUGAGGGGAAGACGGCGAGCACGGGGGGUAGCGCUGCAGGGGGAGGUGCAGGGGCGGAGGGGGCGUGGAAUGACCCGUACUGGGUGGCGCGCGAAGCACUCAGCAAGGCCCGGCGACAAGAGGCGUUCUCUUUCGCUGCCGCUGACAUGGUGGACUUGGAGCAGCAGCAUCGCAACCUGCUGCUGGGCAUGACAUGCACGCUGGAGCGACUGCUAUGGGUGCAAGCAGCCAUCGAGCCUCACCUCGCCUCGCUGCGUGCUGAAAUGUCUCUGGUACUGCUCCCCGCCGCCAUGACGUACUUCCACUUCUUCAACUGCGCCGCGCUCUCCUUCGCGCCGCACCUCAUCUUCUACAAAGCCACGCCGCUGUCGGAGUACGGCACAUGGACGGCUAGUCUCAAGGCGGCGCUCGUCUUCUUCGCCGCCAUGCUGCUUAAGAUGAUCCUGUGGGCGUCGCUGCUGCCCGAGUCCGAUCACGACCCCGCGCUCGCCGCCCCUUCGCACCUAGACGCGCGCCAGGAGGCGUUGCGCGCGGUGAUAGGCGCGGGGGUGGACCUGGCGGGCAUGCGGUACGCGCUGGUGCACGUGAGCCACCGCAACAUGGCCUUUGAACACAAGUUCCAGGCCGUGGGCCUCGGGUGGGCACUGGCGGAGUCAGUGAGCAAGCGCCUGGUGCCGCUGUGGGUGGGGGCAGGCGGCAUGGAGUUCAAAUGGGACUUCCUGCUCGACGCCCUCUCCUCCAACAUCGAACUCGUGUCCACGGUGACCCUCGCAGCGCUGGCCUCGCUGCUCUGGCUGCGCCGCUCCAAGCCGCCUGCCCUCGUGCCGCUCAUCUACAUCGUUGCCUCUCUGCUCGCCGCACUGCCCUUCUCCUCCAGCUUUCUGGAGCACGGAUUGGGGUGGCAGCCGUACGAGGUGGCAGGUGCGCACCUGGCAGCAUGCAUUGUGGCGGCAAUCAUCACAUGGCGCCUCUUCUCCGCCUGCUCACGCCAACCAGCGCCUGCUUGA
Molecule: messenger RNA, 2382 nt
Organism: Closterium sp. NIES-65
Lineage: Eukaryota; Viridiplantae; Streptophyta; Zygnematophyceae; Desmidiales; Closteriaceae
Source: the annotation of a GenBank genome assembly